Messenger RNA from Pseudogymnoascus verrucosus, 3519 nucleotides. RefSeq names its product ATP-dependent RNA helicase mtr4 (gene MTR4). Bases 122 to 3361 code for a protein of 1079 amino acids. Gene Ontology annotation, cellular component: nucleus. NCBI's taxonomy places the organism in Eukaryota, Fungi, Ascomycota, Leotiomycetes, Thelebolales, Thelebolaceae. The transcript has 2 exons. The record is from RefSeq and is a predicted model, not a curated record. Gene Ontology annotation, molecular function: RNA binding; RNA helicase activity; ATP binding. Gene Ontology annotation, biological process: RNA catabolic process; maturation of 5.8S rRNA.
CUGCGAUUGCGAUAAAAAAAUUAAAGUGAAAUCAACCAUUUUUGGGCAACAAACCACAACAGAUUUAUAGGAUCGGUUCAAGGUCCUGAGAUUACUGGCCUAUGCAGUGAACUCAGUCACCAUGGACGACCUUUUUGACGUCUUCAACGAUGCGCCUCAGCGUGCGCCCGCGACUACAGCGCCCAAGAGAGACAAAUCGAAGAAGAAGGACCGGAGCAAGAAGCGGAAUGCCAGUGGUGCAGUGAAGCAGGUUGAGGAGGAGGAGCAGAAUGGUGAAGAGGCAGCAGAGGAGGCUGUAGCAGAGGCUGAGCCAGAGGAAUCAGAAGAGGCGGACGAGGCCGUCAAGGAGAAGGAAGCCAAGCGAAGGCGCAAGGACGAGGAAGCCGCGCCGGUUGUGACGGACACGUUCGAGACUGCUCAAUCGAGAGAAGUUGCUGCCUCUGCAGGUCUCCAGGCCAGCAAGGAGGAUGGCGCUCUCGUUUUACAGCACAACAUCCAGCAUCAAGUCUCGCUGCCGCCGGACUACGACUACAUUCCCAUCUCCCAACAUGUACCGCCCGCGAAGCCCGCGAGGGUAUGGCCUUUCGAGCUGGAUCCUUUCCAGAAGGUUGCGAUUGCCUCUAUACAGCGUGGAGAGUCUGUGCUGGUGUCGGCGCACACGAGUGCCGGAAAGACGGUCACGGCCGAGUACGCCAUCGCGCAGAGUCUGCAGAACAACCAGCGAGUCAUCUACACAAGUCCGAUCAAGGCAUUGAGCAACCAGAAAUACAGAGAGUUUGCCGCCGAGUUUGGGGAUGUCGGGCUCAUGACUGGAGAUGUCACAAUCAACCCAACUGCGACCUGUCUGGUCAUGACUACGGAGAUUCUGAGGUCCAUGUUGUAUCGUGGUUCGGAGAUCAUGCGCGAAGUCGGCUGGGUCGUUUUCGACGAAAUCCAUUACAUGAGAGACAAGGCGCGAGGUGUUGUCUGGGAAGAGACCAUCAUCCUUCUCCCAGACAAGGUCCGCUACGUCUUCCUGUCCGCCACCAUCCCCAACUCGAUGCAGUUUGCGGAAUGGAUCACGAAAACACAUAACCAGCCGUGUCACAUUGUGUACACCGAUUUCCGCCCAACCCCUCUUCAGCAUUACUUCUUCCCCGCUGGCGCAGAUGGUAUCCAUUUGAUUGUUGACGAGAAGGGUAACUUCAGGCAAGACAACUUUGACAAGGCCAUGUCGACGAUAGAAGACAAGAAGGGCUCAGACCCGGCUGACAUCAACGCGAAGCAGAAGGGAAGAGGAAAGGACAAGAAGACCAACAAGGGUGGCAAUAAGGAGACGACCGAUAUCUAUAAGAUUGUGCGGAUGAUCAUGGUCAAGCAUUACAACCCUGUUAUUGUCUUCAGUUUCAGCAAGAGAGAGUGCGAGGCAUACGCACUUCAGAUGAGCUCGAUGGCGUUCAACGACGACUCGGAGAAGGCAAUGGUCAGCAAAGUGUUCGACAGCGCUAUUGAAAUGCUGUCGGAUGAGGACAAGCAGCUUCCGCAAAUCCAGCAUAUCCUGCCUCUGCUUCGCCGCGGUAUCGGAGUUCAUCACUCUGGGCUUCUUCCCAUCUUGAAGGAGACCAUUGAGAUCUUGUUCCAGGAGAAUUUGAUCAAGGUUCUCUUUGCGACCGAGACCUUCUCCAUCGGACUCAACAUGCCCGCCAAGACUGUUGUUUUCACGAGCGUGCGGAAGUUUGACGGUGUCUCCCAGAGAUACCUGACGCCUUCAGAGUUUGUGCAGAUGUCUGGUCGUGCUGGACGUAGAGGAUUGGAUGAUCGUGGUAUUGUCAUUAUGAUGAUUGACGACAAGAUGGAGCCCGCCGUUGCGAAAGAAAUCGUACGGGGAGAACAAGACAAGCUCAAUUCGGCGUUCUACUUGGGAUACAAUAUGAUUCUCAACUUGAUGAGAGUCGAGGGUAUCUCACCGGAAUUUAUGUUGGAGCACUGCUUCUUCCAGUUCCAGAACACCUCUGGUGUCUCUGGCCUGGAGAGAGAUCUUCAGCAGCUCCAGACUGAGAGGGAUGGCAUGGAGAUUCCGGAUGAGGCGACUAUCAAGGAUUACUACGAUCUGAAACAACAGCUAGACACCUAUUCGAAGGACUUGAAGGCUGUUAUCAACCACCCGAAUUACUCUCUACCUUUCCUGCAGUCUGGUCGUUUAGUCCACAUCAAGCACAAGGGCGAAGACUUUGGGUGGGGAGCUGUUGUGAAGUUCACAGCCAGAAGGGCACCCAAGGGCCAAGUUGUGGAGGAGUAUGCCCCACAAGAGUCAUAUAUUGCCGAUGUUCUGUUGCCAGUUUCGGAAUCUUCGUCUGUCGGCACACAGACACACCAAGAGAUUCCUGCUGGAGUUCACCCACCUAACGAAGGCGAAACCGGAAAGAUGGAAAUCGUCCCGAUACUGCUGUCGUGCAUCGAGUCGAUUGGCCACGUCCGCAUCUUCCUGCCAAAAGACCUCAAGGCGGCAGACCAGCGCAACACCGUCCGCAAGUCGUUGGACGAGGUCAAGCGCCGCUUCCCAGACGGCAUUGCAGUUCUCGAUCCAAUCGAGAAUAUGGGCAUCAAGGACGAGUCGUUUAAGAAGCUCCUCCGCAAGAUCGAAGUCUUGGAGUCUCGUCUCCUCUCGAACCCUCUACACAACUCGCCUCGCCUCACCGAUCUCUUCGACAAAUACGCCGAGAAGAUCGAAUUUGGCAACAAGAUCAAGGAGAAGAAGAAGUCGAUAACCGCUGCACAUGCGAUUAUGCAACUGGAUGAACUCAAAUCCCGUAAGCGUGUUUUGCGUCGUCUCGGCUUCAUCAAUGACCAGGAAGUCGUCGAACUGAAGGCUCGUGUAGCUUGCGAGAUCUCUACUGGUGAUGGACACGAGCUGCUUUUGUCCGAGCUCCUGUUCAACCGUUUCUUCAACGAGUUGAGUCCUGAGCUUUGUGCUGCCGUGCUGAGUUGCUUCAUCUUUGAGGAGAAGAGCCAGUGCCCUCCGCUAAAGGAGGAACUUGCCAAACCGUUUAGAGAAAUCCAGGCACAGGCGAGGAUUAUCGCCAAGGUGAGCCAGGAGUCGAAGCUGGAGGUGAACGAGGAGGAGUACGUGCAAAGCUUCAAGUACCAGCUUAUGGAUGUUGUUUUGGCUUGGACGCAAGGGAAAUCCUUCGCGGAGAUCUGUAAAAUGACGGAUGUCUACGAAGGAUCUCUCAUCCGACUUUUCCGCCGCUUGGAAGAGCUACUGAGGCAGAUGGCGCAAGCUGGCAAGGUUAUGGGAUCAGAUGACCUGUCGGCCAAGUUUGAGGAGGCUUUGACAAAGAUUAAGCGCGACAUUGUCGCAGCACAGUCUCUGUACCUAUGAGCUUUCCGUUUGUAUACAAUAUGAUAGCGUGCAUGGGGAAGCGGAGCGGCGUUUCGGGUGGCAUCACUACAUAGUGGGAGGAUAAACUUUGUACAAGGUAAAGAAAGGACAUAAGCACGUCACAGGUGAGACUAUCAUAAUUCGGUUCUCAAUCAGAG